Acanthosepion pharaonis is the source of this 627-nucleotide messenger RNA. The record is from the annotation of a GenBank genome assembly. NCBI's taxonomy places the organism in Eukaryota, Metazoa, Mollusca, Cephalopoda, Sepiida, Sepiidae.
AUGGACACAGCGGAAGUUAAAACACAUUCUACUUUCGUUUGCUCCAAUCCAAUAUUCUUGCUUUCAAUUUCUUCAUUCCAUUAUCUAGUGUCCUAUCCUUUAAUUAGUUCUUUAUUCCAUCUUUUUGUUUUACAUUCUUCUUUCUAUUCUCACAAUUUUGAUCAUUUAUUUUUCAACUUACAUUGUUUUAUUUUUUAUUUUCUUCCUCCUUAUUUGUUUUCCUACUUGCAUUUUCUUUCUUUUUCUUCCUUUAAUUUCCUUUUUAUCUUUUUCUUCCAUUUAUAUUUUCUUUCUUUUUCUUCCAUUUAUCUUUUUCCUUCUUUUAUUUUUCCUUCGUUUGUUUUUCUUUCAUUUUUCUUUUUCCUUCGUUUGUUUUCUUUCUUUCAUUUUUCUUUUCCCUCCGUUUGUUUUCUUUCUUUCAUUUUUCUUUGUCCUUGUUUUGUUUUCUUUCUUUCAUUUUUCUUUGUCCUUCUUUUAUUUUCUUUCUUUCAUUUUUCUCCGUUUCUUUUUCUUUCAUUUUUCUUUUUCCUUCUUUUGUUUUCCUUUUCAUUUUUCAUUUUUCUUUUUUCUUCUAUUAUCCUUUUCCUUCUUCUAUCGCUUAACUCCAGUUUUCUUGUCUUCCAUUAA